Molecule: messenger RNA, 1387 nt
Organism: Saccostrea cuccullata (small rock oyster)
Lineage: Eukaryota; Metazoa; Mollusca; Bivalvia; Ostreida; Ostreidae
Exons: 3
Coding region: 112-576 (154 amino acids)
Source: RefSeq, a predicted model, not a curated record
GUUUGUUUACACUGAGCAGUGCGUCAAUUGAUCAGUGUUUGUUUAUCCUGUGGUACAUAUGCACUGACCACGCACCUGCUGAGAAUAGAACACAGUAGUCACUGAUCAGAGAUGCUGGCACAGAAGAUGAUGCGAGUACCAGCAGAGACAACUCGAAAGAUGAUGAGAAACGCAUUGUCGUUGACGUUUACUUCGAAGAAACCAAUUUCCACUGAAUAUUCAUCGAAGUUGAGGGACGAGAAGCGACUGUACUGGAACGACCCGAAUCACAGUGGGAAUAAAUCUGUGUACUGCAUGCAGUUUGAUGUUUCUGGUCUCACAGAAAAUGAGCUAUCUGCAUUUACAAAGACCUUGCAUAACGACGUAUCCAGCAUGAAACCGGAUAUUGUGUACAUACAACAAACGAAGGAGGGCAUUUACUCGGAAGAAAUCGGACUCGGGAUGAAGAGAUUGGGGUAUGAUGGCUACAUACAAAAGGUCACACCCGAAUUAAAACAGGCUACAUUCUUCCGUUCAAAGCUCCUUCAUGGUUUACAGAACGGCUCCAAUGUUUUAAACACAUCAGCGACUGGAUAAUGAAUCAUGAAAUGUUAUUGGUCAGAUUAAUGGCUUGCCCAGUUCUCAUUGGCUCUUCAUAAUAAUAUGAUGUUCAACAUCGUAUCCGUCCCGAGAGCAAGGAUUCCAUUGGUCACAAAGGAUAUAGGAUGUCACGUGUCACCUGUUCCUGCACUACUAAAAUAAUAGUAGAUGAAUUAAUAAAAGUAUUACUGAAAGGUUACCAUUACUUUCAAGGCAUGUAGUAAAAUGAUAUAGUUACACAAGUUCAUUUUAUACGUUCAUGCACAUCUUAUCCAUUCUGUUCUCUUCUUCAUAUUUUGUAUAUGUCAAGUAGAAAACAAAGUGGAUAAGAUGCCCCUGUGGUUCAUGCGUACCCAAACUAACACUAUCAUUACUAAGAGACAAUUCAGCGGCAGGUUUAGGGGUACUAGUAUUUUCAAUUGUUAGUCCAUUAUUUAUACACUGAAUUGAGGACGGAAUUUCUUUUAUUUCCCGAUCAUGACAAGGAGCACAAGGCGAUUGUGACAGGUCGGCAGAGGAUGCUUACUCCUCCAUGGCACCAGGUCCCACCUCUGAUGUUUCGGAGAUCCCUGUUUGCUAUGCUCCUAUUUUGUAUUGUUUUAUGGACUCUUGAGUUAGAAUACAGUUCGUUAUCUUCAUAAAUAUCAUUCAUAUGUUUUAGUAAGAAAGUAAGAUGUAUGUACAUAGAUGUAUAUAGCUUUUGACUUUGUUCUAGAAUUUGGAAAAUAUUUGUUUUGUUUUCCAUCCUUUACUGUUUUUAAACGUUAAUAUAAUUGAAACGUGUUGAAAUAAAUUUGUUUUUGAAUUA